GUUGAUGAUAAAUAAUCUCAUGUUUGUACAAGUUGUAAUUAUACUUUGAUUUGUGCAAAUCCUAAUAUUUAUAGUUUUGUAAUCAUAUAGGCUAGGUUGUUAGCCAUGUGGGCAUGUUUAUAUGUAAAACAUUCUAAAGAACAAAGAGGUCCACUACCGCAGAGGCGGAGAGUAGCGGCAGGGGGUUGGCAGCCGUUACCAUAAUCGCCGCUAAUCAAGAAGGAUCCUGGCAGAGAUGUGUGGCGGUCAGGUAAAAGCCACAAAACUCCCCUGGAUAGCGGCUGGGGAGUGAACACCGCUGCUAAAUUAGGAAGUAUAUCUUCGGGCUUACUCAUUUCACUUCCUGGUGCGAACAAAGCGGGAGAAGAGGCGCCAAACAAAACCACCCCACCCGGCGACUUCUUCAAUAAACGCCACUAGAAACCCGCGAGUUGAGUUUGGUAGCGCGCCAACCAAGAGCGGGAGCACAGCCGAGAAAUAUCAAGGAAGAACCCACCCAGAAACCCCCAAUUUUUCAAGCUUUCCCCUAUCAUCCACAAUUCCUGAAGCUCAUACCCUCCCCUGUCGAGUUGCGCAGCUGCCUUCGCGACCAGUCCCCUGGCACUGGAAGCUUUUAUUUUCUUUUCACUUUUUGGACUUGGAACCAGCAAUUCUUUCACCCAAUAAUUAUUUAGAAAGCACAGAAUUUUGCAAUGAGUAAGCCUCCUCCCCAAUACCUAUCGUGUGCUACAUGUUACCUGGGAAGCAAGUAACUUUUAUAAAUUUAUUUCCGUUUUGAGUUAUUCCGUCGCUCUUUACAUGGUUUUACUUGUAAUAUAUUAUCAAGUUUAUUACGUAUGGCACUCUCCCAUCUCAUAAUUGUGAUAAACUGUUGUUGGUUCUCUUGACACACUCCCCAUUUUUUCCUUUAUUUUAUUACAAGUGCUAUGUAUUUUGAUACUAUUUUUUUAUUUAUUUCUGCUAUUUCAUUCAUUUAGACAUUAAUAAGAGUUGGAUUACAAAGCCUAGAGGGAGUGUAGAAUAUAAGGAUGGUCUAAAUAGAUUCCUUGAUUUCGCAUUUGCCAAUGCAUCAUCCGAUGGGAUGAUACAUUGCCCAUGCCCUUUGUGUGGGUUCCGGUGCUACCAAACUAGAGAGGAUGCGUACGAUCACCUUCUGAUGAAACCCUUUCCCCCUAACUAUACCUUUUGGUUACAUCACGGUGAGAAGAUCGUAGACGAGGGAUCCAGCGCUAGGGAAGAACUAGAACCUAAUGUAAAUUUAGGAGAUCAAAUGCGGGACAUGGUCCAGGACGCAUUCAACUUCACGGGACUGCAAAGUGACGAUGAAGACUCGAUGAAUGGGCAUGUCGGAGACGUUGCGGAGGGGUUGCCAUACUUAUCUGAUGAACCUAGCUGCGAGGCUCGUGCCUUUCACGACUUGCUUGAGGACGGCGAGCAGGCAUUAUAUCCGGGAUGCUCAAAAUUCUCGAAGCUAUCUUUCUUGGUUAGGCUGUACCAUAUAAAGUGCAUGUGCGGAGUGAGCAACAAGGCUUUCGGAUUGAUUCUAGAGCUACUGGGGGAUGCCUUUGAGCAUGCAAGGAUUCCGAAGACCUUGCACGAUGCCAAGAGGAUCAUAAGGAAGCUCGGCAUUGGGUAUAAGAAGAUAGAUGCAUGUCCAAAUGACUGCAUGCUAUACCAGGGUACAGACCAAGACUUGUCUAGAUGCAAACGGUGUGGGGCAUCCAGGUGGAAGCAAAAGACCAGGAAGAAUUCUUUAGUCAGAAUCAACACCGUUGUCAAGAAGAAUGGGAAACCUCUACCGGCGAAGAUUCUCCGUUACUUUCCUCUAAUUCCACGGUUGCAGCGAUUAUUCAUGUCCAGCAAGACAUCCGUUGACAUGUUGUGGCACAAGAGAGGAACCAACUCUGACGGUUUCUUGAGGCAUCCCAGGGACGGCUGGUGGACGAAAUUGUGUUCCUUAAUUAAUGGCUCCUUGGCAUGUGCCAAAGAGAACUAAUUUAACUAACUGAUUACUUGCUCAGAGCACAAUUCCGUUCAACUGACCAGCAAGUGUACUGGGUCGUCCAAGUAAUACCUUACGUGAGUAAGGGUCGAAUCCACAGAGAUUAUUGGUUUGAAACAAUCAAUAUUUAUUUUAUUAAUCUUAGUUAGGAUGUCAACAAGGAUUAAUUUGGAUUAAAAGUGAAAUUACUGGAUUUCAUAAAAGAGGGAACAAUGUUACUUUGAUUUGCAGCACUGGAGAAUAUGUUGGAGUUUUGGAGAUGCUUUGUCCUUUGAAUUUCUACUCUUCCUUGAAAUCCUCUUCUC
Arachis stenosperma is the source of this 2307-nucleotide messenger RNA. RefSeq names its product uric acid degradation bifunctional protein TTL-like. Lineage: Eukaryota; Viridiplantae; Streptophyta; Magnoliopsida; Fabales; Fabaceae. The transcript has 4 exons. The coding region runs from base 1082 to 1996 and encodes 304 amino acids. Gene Ontology annotation, molecular function: carboxy-lyase activity. The record is from RefSeq and is a predicted model, not a curated record.